GCUGAGACGUCACGGCUCGAGCUGUGGAACCCGGGGAAAGAGAACGAGCGUUCUGGAAGUCGACUGUGGUCCCUCCCCUCACACGCCCAGCGCCCGCUUCUUCUCAGUCAGCCCGGACGGGGAGAGCUCCCGGACCAUGGCAACGGCUCUGUGGGCCUGAGACUUUGCAUGCUGCUCGGCUGGACGGGCCGAGAAUGCUGAAGAUGAAGCUGCUACCGAGGAAAAGCAGCGCGUACAAGGCGUCGGAUGAAGAAGAGGACGAGGAGGAGGAAGAGCUGGGGAUGUAUUCCCGUCCUAGCGGGCCGCUCCAGAGGGAGUCGGUGUACGAGUGGUUCGUACAGUCGCUGGGCCCGGCUCAGAGGUUGGAGUUCGCCUGCGGCUUGUUAGACUUGUGUAAUCCGCUGGAGCUGCGCUUCUUGGGCUCAUGUCUGGAGGACCUGGCCCGGAAGGACUGUCAUUACCUGCGGGACUGUGAGAGCAGAGCUAAUGGGCUGACCGGAGAGCCCGAGCUGGGGGACCUUAGUGACCGUACCGCCCGCUCCAGGCUUAUCGUCUACCUGGCACUGCUGAGCUCUGAGAACCGGGAGGUGGCCGGCCGCCUCUACCGCCUCCUCCUAAUGGGGAUGGAGCGCCUGCUGGGGGGCUGGGAGGACGGAGAGCGCAAGCCGGCGGAGAUAGCGGCUUCUCGGGAGGAACUACUGCUGCUGUUUACUAUGGCGUCCCUCCACCCAGCCUUCUCCUUCCACCAGAGAGUCACCCUGCGGGAGCGUCUGGACCAGCUGAGGGAGGCCAUGAGCAGGAAGAGCCGCUCGGAGGGAAAUGUACAGGAAUACUUGCCAAAUCAUGAGAGACAUGUUGUAGAUGGCAGUAUAGGUACUUACAAUGGAGUUAAUACUACAACUCAUAUCCUCCAACAAGAAGCAGUGCACAUCGAGAAAAUCAGUUUUAAAUAUGUGCAGCGGAGGAGAGCUGAAAAGAAUUCGGAAUACACUUUUGAGGUCACCUGGUCCGAUAACUCCAAAACAUCAGUAACCAAGUCAUAUCGAGAGUUGGUGGAAUUUCUGUUAACGCUUCCAAAGGAGCUGUCCAAUGAACAUAUUGAUAAGACUAUAAUAGAUGCCCUACACCUAGGGAAAAGGAGGGAGGAGCAUCACUAUUCAGAUUUGGAGCCUAUAGUACAGAAAAUAUUUUCGUCCCCGUCCCAGGCGCUCCUGCGGAAUCAGAGAGUGUGCAAGUUCUUCCAUAAUAACCGGACAGAAACUGGACAUCCCAGUCAUUUUCUGACAGGCUCAAAGUUUUGUAAGACGUCUGAAGAUAGCUCUGAGACUUCUAGUCAAGAGGAAGAUGGUAUGCACCACACAACAGGCUACAAGAAAUCAGGAAAAAGUCUGGUUACAAAUUAUGUUGCUGUGAAAAGCUCAUCCGGUGAUGCUGUUCACAUCUCUCACCCUGAACAAAACGGAACAGACUGGAGGAAGAAUGAUUGUAGGGACCCUCAGCAUCCUUUGCGCUAUAUAAAUGAUAGAUACCAGCAGCGUACAUUGGAAAAAUGCAGCUCACGUUUGGUACGUCGGGAAAACACAGAAAGAAGUAAUCAGAAAGUUGAUGGUCGGUCGACAUGCAGAGCAAAUGGGAUUAAAUCAUCUCCGAACAUUCGGGUUGCUUCUGUGAAGGAUCCAACACUGGAAGUUGGGUCAGGGCAUGAAACGUGUGGAGAGACCUCUUCUGAGAGUUACAGUUCCCCACCUAGUCCCCGCCAUAACAGGAGGGAGAGCUUUGAAAGUGAAGAAGAGAAAGACAGAGACACAGACAGCAAUUCAGAGGAUUCUGGCAAACAUGUCCCUGGAUUUCCAACUUUUGCUUCAGUAAAUACAUCAGCCAAGUUAUCUGACCACCUUACUAGUAAUGAAAGUAUUGAUGAGUCCUUGACUAGUCGCACUUUUACACAGUUUCAAACUCUUUUGCCUACAUUGCACUGCAUGAUGCCAACUAACGUAGAGAAGAUGGAGCCUGGGCAUCCACAUCCGACAGAAGGAAAAACUCUGGGUAUGAUAGUUAGCCCAGCUUCUAUGCCCCCUGUGAGGGAGCUGAUUCACCAGAGCUCCCUUGGAAUUGGUGUUGCCACUGUAACCUCUGCCAUAGGGGAACCAGGGAAGUGCAUUGAUAUACUGACACCCCCAAUGCCUGUCCCUUCCACUUUUCUUCCAAGGAACUGCUCGCCCAGCAGUCCCGCUUUGCAAAUGCCAGUUCAAAGGCUAAAAGUACCUACUCAGGGGUCAGUGGAGGCCUGUACGGUUAAUGGAUCAACACAGACUAAUAUGGGUUUAGGAACUGCCAAUGCUGGAUUUAUUUCAAUUCAUAACCAUGGAGGCUUUACAGCUUCUCCUGUGACUGUUUCAGAACCUCUCGGUAAACCUAUUUCACAAGUAGCAAGUCUUAAUCAGGUAGUGCCUCAUCUGGAUGGAAAUUUGGGGAUUGCAUCUCCGGCUGCCAAUGUGAAGUUGGUUCUUUCAGGCGCUAACUUGACCCCAGCACCUUCAACAAUCCCAUACCCCCUUUCUGGACCAUCACUUCCAAGUGGAGUCUUGCCUACACCUAACACCAAUGUGCUGAAUGCUGCUGCUGCUCAGCCAACUAAUAAUUGUAUAGGUCAGGUGCAAUCUGCCGUUCCUCUCACUGUUCCUACCCAUAGCCCUGGUCCUGCACCCAGUCCAAGCCCUGCUUUGACGCACAGUACUGCACAGAGUGAUAGCACUUCUUUUAUUAGUGCAGCAGUUGGUAAUACUAGCACAAAUGGGACACUUUUAUCACCACAGCAAAUGAGCAAUGGGACAUGUGGCUCUUGUGGACGUAGAUGCGGUUGUGGAGUACCGAUGGGAAAUUACUAUUAUCCUAACCCAAUCCCUGGACAGAUGUUCACGCGAGUUCCGUUUCCCUUUCCUAUGCCAUCAAUCUGCAAUAGCACCUACCUCAACCAAGCACACCAGAGCAAUGGAACACAUUAUCCUGUCUUCCUGCAUCAGCCUCCUUAUACCAAUGGACUAAUGCAUGAACCUGUGCUCGGUGGCCAGGCCAACUAUGGCAUGCAGCAGAUGGCAGGGUUUGCUAGGUUGUACCCAAUUUACCCAGCGACCAAUGUAGUAGGCAACGCUAAUGGAUCAGUGGCUAAGAAAAAUGGCAGUAUCUCAUGCUUCAACUGUGGGGUAGCUGGUCAUUAUGCACAGGACUGUAAGCAACCACCUAUGGAAGCCAAUCAGCAAGGCACUUUCAGGCUGAGGUAUGCACCCUCCUUAAUCCCUCUCAUGAUUCUUUGGAUUCUGCUGACUGACACCAGUCCACAAAAAAUUAUUACAUGUACAUUGAAUCUACUAGUAAAGUUACCAUAUGGAAAAUUCACUUUGCUUUUCAUGAUGGGUUUAGGCGCUAGAAUGUUUACAACUUCAAGAUGACAAGAAGCCCAUUACUGUGCCAUGAAUUGUGUACCUCGAACUGAAGAAGUGUACAUAGCAUGCCUGUUUAAACAGGCCAAAGCCUUACAUGAAGAACAGUGGUUCAAUAACAUGCCUAGGAUGAUUGGAUGUACAGUGUGCUGGAAACCGAGAUGAAGAGGAAACCUAAUGUUUUGCAAAAGAUGUAAAUGUUCCUGACAUUUCAAUGACCCGUUUCUUUGUUCAAUUCUGUGACUUAUCUUUGAAUCUGUAAUGCAUUUUCUGUCUAUCGCACAGUGUCUGAUUGCGUAAAGCUCUCUGCUAUAGAUUCAAAAGUCACAGCAGAGGUUAAGUGUGUAACGAAAAGUUUGCAAUUGUAUUGAAGAUACUUUUUCUUCACCCUUCUGAGUUUUAUGUAUUAGGUAAAACCAUGCCUAUAAAAUGUAAGAGCCAACACCUCCAAGUCAAAAGCUAGCGAAGUAUCUGAAUAUUUUGUUUCAGGUGACGACUUGGAAGACAUCUCAUAACAAGUUAUCUUGAUGCAUAGACCCCCAUUUGCAUCUGCUGUUAUGUUAACUGCAACAGUUUGAAGUUUGAUAAGUAUUUUUAUUUUCUAGAAAGCAAAAUAACCUAUGUUAUAGGUUUUCUUUAAACUUAUCUGACUGCUGUUUAAUUUAGACAGAAAUGUUCUGUCUAUGCAGUCAGGCUAUGGGUUAUCAUUGUGGCAGAACACAGUGGUGCCUCUGCAAGGUAUUUCCAAGCCUAAUUUAUUUAACGCUUAAGACGUAUUACAGUAUUUAAGUAUGAGAGGUUUCAGUCAUUUAUUUUGAAGACUAUUCUUGUUAAUUGGCAAGAGUAGCAGAGUUAACUAUUUAAUUGUUCUGUUUAUCAAAUCUACCACUGACCAUAUCUCAUAAUGUGAAGAUGAUUAUUUUUAUGUUCUUUAAGGGUGAUUUUAAAGUAGUAUUUUUAUAUGUCAGUUGUCUAAACUGAAAACUGCUACAUGUAUGGUCCAUGUUAGUCUGAAAAUUGCUCGGUCAGUAUGUGGGGGGAAGUACCCGAUCACACAAGUGAUAUUUACAACAAAAGCGAAAUGCCACAUCUUCGUGAACACACACUUUUAUGAUGGAGUAUAGCGUUUUCCCAUGUAUGCCCAUUUCAUUGCUGAAGCAAUGAAUCAGAUUAAAGGAAACCUGUAGUGAUCGAAAAAUAGGAGCUGCCUUCCUAAAAUGCCAGUUGCCUGGCUGUUUCUGGUUUCCAUGUCUUUUCAAUGUCCCAGAACUAUCAUGCGGAAAUGAAAGUUGGAGUACAGUCAGAAUUCCUUAUAUGCAUUUUGUUGCAAGUCUGUGAUGAAAGGUUAUGAAGCCAUUGAUUCAGCACGAAGACCAGGUUACUAGCAAUUUCAGGAGGUGAGGUUAAUAAUGGCAGCCUUCAUGUUUUUCACAGUACUGCAUUUUCCUUAAUGUGAGGAAACAACAUAUUGUGGUCUCCACUUUCGAAAUUCAGUGUGCAGACACUAUUCUGUCAUUGCCCUUCGAGUCAGUGUCAUGUCAUCUUAAGACAUUCGCUGCUGUUUUACAGUUUAUAUAUAUAUUUUUAAAAAAAGCCAAUAUAUGCACUACAAUUUCUUGAUUCCAGGUAAUGCUUGACAUACCUUUUUGUGCACUGAGGUUAUCUGGGAGAUAGGUGUGUAUUCUGUGUCAAACAGCAGCCAUUUACCAGCAUUAUAAUACUGUUUUGUUAUUUUAUUUUUGCGCAUUCCUCUAACUUCUAUUCGCUGGAGAAUUUUUUUUUUUUUUUUUUUUUUCAGAUGCGUUUUUUUUUGUAGGUCCUAAUUAUAUUCUUUCAGAACAGGUAAAUGUAGGCUUAUUAAAAACAUUUAAAAUGGAAAUAUGGUGAAUAAGACCAUAGAGAUUUUUUUUUUUUUAAACUAUAAAAUCUUAUUGCAAAAAGUUGGUUCAUGAAUUUCAAAACUUGAAAAAAAAAAAAAUAUAUAUAUAGAUGAUAUCUUGAUUUAAACUAUUUUGUCAUUCCCAGCUAUACUGCAUCAACAUAUGAUGUUUGAGGAUGGCAAAAUGUGUAGUUGACAUAAGAAAAGUUCACAAAAAAAGCUUUAAUUUAAGAGGAAGAAGAAAAUCUUAUAAAUAUUUUAUUUGAUCUAGGUAUUUUGGAUAUGAUUGAACAAGGUGUAGUGCAAGAUUCCUCUUCGGUUAGAUUAAGCAGCAAGGAUUAAAGCAGCAAAAAGGAGAUAGGAGGAUUCUACAAUACUUCAAGAGUGAGGUGUUGCCUUCUCUUUAUUUGUAUGUUUACCAUAUUCUUUGAUAUUUCAAUUAUGUACUGGAAAGGUUACUUAUAUUUCUAGAACAGAUUUUGAAUUUUAUGCAAACUUAUUUCCUUGAAUUAACAGCAAUAAAAAAACAGGAAAGCA
Rana temporaria (common frog) is the source of this 5856-nucleotide messenger RNA. RefSeq names its product zinc finger CCHC-type containing 2 (gene ZCCHC2). The record is from RefSeq and is a predicted model, not a curated record. Lineage: Eukaryota; Metazoa; Chordata; Amphibia; Anura; Ranidae. Gene Ontology annotation, molecular function: phosphatidylinositol binding; nucleic acid binding; zinc ion binding.